AUGUUUCACCUAAUCGUUUACACACAAGAGCACUGCAGCCAUGUUAACAGCCAUCUAACCCUGUUCGAAAAUGUGUACGACCGAAAUGGAAACAAAAUCUCCAAGCAUGGGGAUCCCCCGGCCGGGGAGAAGAAGGGGGACACGAAUGAUGAUACAGCGACACAGAACAACGUGAACGACGAGAGGGCUCUCCUCAAGCAGAAGCCCUCGCAGGAGGGGGGGGGCGGCCCAAAGGUGCAGCAUUAUACGUCCUCCUUUCUGCAGCUCUACGUAAAUGAUGAGAAGAAUUUCGACUUGUACUUAAUAGAGGAGGAGGACAACGGUGAUGGAGGAGCGACGUCCGUUGCAGCGUCGGGGGGGGGCGCGGAAGAUGCUGAAGCUGUGGAAGUUGUGGAAGCCGCCGAAGCUGCAGAAACCGCCGAAACCGCCGAAACCGCCGAAGCCGCCGAAACCGCCGAAACCGCCGAAGCCGCCGAAACCGCCGAAACCGCCGAAGCCGCCGAAACCGCCGAAGCCGCCGAAGCGGAGAGUGAAGAUACACGGAAGAAUCAAACGAAUAGCAAAAAGGGGGGAGACAAACGGGAAAGAGGCGCCUCAGCGAAAUGGCCAAAGGAAGGAACUAACCAGAAGGAUGCUCAGCCGCACGAAGAUGACAAAAGCAGGAGAGUGAACCUCCCCCUGCACCGAUCCCACAUGCUGUUUAUCCUCUCCCUCCCGACGCACUUCCCCUUCGACCGCCUCUACCGCUUGAUCAGUGCCUACGCGGACUUCAUCGUGCAGGUUAAGGUCUUCCAUGUGCGAGGUAACAUCUGCUUUUUGGAUGAAGAGGAGAGCCCCCCGGGGGGGGCAGCAAAAGUGGAGAGUCCCCCGGGGGAGCAAUCGGACGAGGGCAACCGGCGUAGUGAAUGCAACCGGCAUAGUGAAGGCAACCGGCGUAGUGAAUGCAACCGGCAUAGUGAAGGCAACCGUCGUAGUGAAUGCAACCGGCGUAGCGAGGACAACCCGCAUGGUGAAUGCCCCUCCACCCCGGGAGUAGAACAAACGGCCGUGUACCAAAGAAUCCACAGCGUGGUGAAGAGGAGGCUAAAAAAAAAAAAAAAAAUGAAAAGCUAUUCGGUGCUUAUAUUUUUUAAAACCCAAAUUUACGCAGACAUGUUUUACAGUGAGUAUCACUGCACAGGGCUGGACCACUUGGUGGAGAGUCAUCAAGUCGAAUGGCACAACGUGGUGGACGUGCAGGGAGAGAAGGGGUACCCCGAUUGGUAUGUCUACUGUGCGUUUGUCAGCCUAGUGUACUACAUUGUGGAUGGAGAGGUGGGGACUCGUCCGGUGGAAGCGGAGGCGUUGCCCCAAGUGGAGGAGUCUCUUCGGCGAAGCGAGGGGAAGGUUAGUGAGCUCAAGAAGGGGUCGAAGGAGACACACGGGGGGGGGAAUCAGCUCCCCUCCUCUAGUGGAAGCAACCCAUUCGAUAUAAACCACUUUGAGAGCUUCCAAAAGAGUGUAAUCACCGAUGGGAACACGUGCAUUUCUACGUGCCCGCUUUGCAUGGAGCUGCUGUGCGAGGAGAUCUGCUUCACACUGACGAGGAGCAAAAAAUGGAGCGAGCGGAAAAGGGGGAAGGCCAGCAAGCUGCGCGGUUACCUAAACCUCUCUUGCAACGUCUGCUCGCUGAUUUUUCUCUACGACUCGGUGUCGAGGCUGCUGGGGGGGGGAGCGCUCGGAGGGGCGCAGGAGGGGAAGCAGACGGGGAAGCAGACGGGUGUGACGCACUCGAUAGACAAUUGCGCGCGAGACGGCCCGGGCAGGCUGGGCCGCCUUGUGGGCAGCCUCAAGUGCAGGCACUGCAGCAACGUGGACGAUGUGUGGCUGUGCCUCACCUGCGCGAACAUCGGCUGCGGCAGGUACCAGAAGAGCCACGCCAAGAUGCACAGCAAUAGGUAUAAUCACCACUACUGCCUGAACCUGAAAACCAAGAAGGUGUGGAACUACAUGCGGGAGGCUUUUAUUGAGGAUAAGGUGGAAGAUGACCAGAGUGAGUUGGCGAGUGCCUGGCGUGGGGGCAGUGGUCCGACCGGCGGGGGGUUCUAUAGUAGUGCCUUCCACCCCUGUGUAGGUGCGGCCCCCCCAGGAAGGGGCGAUUUCGUGGAGGACGAAUACGACCUUUGCUGCGGCGACGAGCACCCCCUUCACCCCACCCACGACGGGCGCAUUUGUGACAAAAUCUACGAGAUCUUUACGGACGACGCCUACGUGAGCGACGGGCUGAAGAACGAGCUGCUAUACAGCCUGUACUCCCUGCUGUCCCACCAGUCUAACGUUUAUAACAAUAGCCUGAUCGAGCUGCAGUGCAGCUACAUGAAUAGGGUCGACGUGGAGAGUAGGGACGUGCAGAGCGUGCGAGAUGCGGUUGACCAGGUGGAGAGCCAAAACAGGGAAAUGGAGGGCUUCCUCCGAAAGGCGGAGUCGUCCAUCAGGGCGAAGAACAACGAGCGCGCGCAGCUCCAGGAGAAGAUCCGCUUCCUCACGGAGCUCAACGGCAACAUCGUUUCGCAGCGCCGCGGAGUUAGCGGCGGUGACGAUCGCGAUGACGACUCGAGGAAGAUAAAGCGGCUGGACGAGACGAUCCGCGCGCUGCAGGCCCAGGUGGACGAGCUGCUGCGCGGGUUAAGCGGUGGUGGUUAG
Messenger RNA from Plasmodium vivax (malaria parasite P. vivax), 2682 nucleotides. RefSeq lists its product as hypothetical. The coding region runs from base 1 to 2682 and encodes 893 amino acids. Gene Ontology annotation, cellular component: cytoplasm. Lineage: Eukaryota; Apicomplexa; Aconoidasida; Haemosporida; Plasmodiidae. The transcript has a single exon. Gene Ontology annotation, biological process: Ras protein signal transduction; protein ubiquitination. The record is from RefSeq and is a predicted model, not a curated record. Gene Ontology annotation, molecular function: ubiquitin protein ligase activity; zinc ion binding.